This is a messenger RNA of Mycotypha africana, 2007 nucleotides long. RefSeq lists its product as uncharacterized. NCBI's taxonomy places the organism in Eukaryota, Fungi, Mucoromycota, Mucoromycetes, Mucorales, Mycotyphaceae. Gene Ontology annotation, cellular component: TSC1-TSC2 complex. The transcript is spliced from 8 exons. The record is from RefSeq and is a predicted model, not a curated record. Gene Ontology annotation, biological process: negative regulation of TOR signaling; regulation of cell cycle. The coding region runs from base 1 to 2007 and encodes 668 amino acids.
AUGGAGCAGGAGUUGGUGCGUUUGGGUGAAUUGCCAGAAGCCAUUUAUUCGUAUCAGAUCAUCGAUAAUUACUUGGAACCACAGCAACCACAAGAAAAGAAUAGUGCGGCCGAUCUUUCCAAAGAAGAAGAAGUGACGAUACAACAGCACCGAGCCUUCCUGGAUUUGGAGGAAAAUGAAUGGUCUAGAAACCUCACCACCAUAUUACUGUCAGUGGGUGCUUCCGAAACAAAGCAAUUUUUCAUCCUGUUAAAUAGAUACUUUUUAUCAAGUAAAUACCGUUUGCAAAUUGUAUAUUUAUUAAGUGAGUUCAUUCGUAAAAGGUACGACAACUCCACUACCCUCAUUGCUAUUUCUGUUACCAAUAUGAUCAUGUUAUUACCACGUAUGAGUACAUCCUUACCACCCUUCUUACCCCAGUUAUUUUAUAUCUUUGCAAGAGCCAUUUGUUGGGACCAACUUCGCGAUCUCAGAAAGAAACAGAGCUUCGAAGCAAUGAGUAACAAGACACAAACAACCGCAGACGGAUGGGAUUGUGAAAAGAACUUUGCUUUACCCGAGGAGUUUGAUGAAGAAACGUUCAAGACGCGCACGAUACCUCAAGUAAGUCGGCAUUUGUUACACCCCAAUCUCGUCUUGAUGGAUGCUCAGACGGAAUUAACAGAUAAGACGCGAUGGAUGAAGAUGGAACCGCCGGAUGUGAUUGCCCAGAUUAUGGCGCUUGAUUUAACUAAUGCCGCAUCAAGAGUAGCUUUUUCCACUAGCUACAACAACGCAAAAGAACAACAUCUUCAAAGGGACAAAGAAGUCGACCUGUUGGAUGAAAGUGUAUUGCAGGACACGGUUGAGAAAAAAGACGACGAGACUCAACAACAGCAGAAAAAGGAGGGGGAUAAUAUUGUUACCCUCCAUAAAGCGCUCAAAAGUGGCACAGAAGUAUUGAUCGGCGAAGAUAUUUGGGACGCCUCGUCCGAACCCACCUUGACGGUAACCACGCCGACCAGUGCCAACGUAAAUACGUCUUCUGCUUUCUCGACGCCUACCUUACCUCAGCCGUACGAUGCUCCCUCGUCUUCCACCGAAGACGAUAUGUCGUCCACCCAGACCAAACUCCAUUUCGCCGCGCUCAAAAGAGAGCUCAACUUUGAACUUUUUCUCAAACAGCAACAUCUCCAGCACAUCGGUCGUCUUCACCGUGAUCACGUUUUAGAUACCUCGGUCGAAGCGGAGCGUCAGCAACUGUACAAUACCAAUCGCAUGCUGAAAGCGCAACUCCACCAAACCACCGCUGCCUUGGAAAAACUCAAAUCGGAAUCCGCCAUGACGAAACAAAAGCAUAUCAAAUGGGAAGAUGAACAGUCAGGCAAAUUACGAGGCUACCGUGAAGCUCGAAAAGAAUGGCAGAAUCAAAUGGCCGUCAAGCAACACCAAGUCUAUGACUACGAGAAACAACUCGACGAACAAAGGAGACAAUUGGACAAGGCCAGAGAAAGAAUAUUUGAGCUUGAGAAUGAGCUAAAGACUUUAGAGCCGACGCUAGCACAAGUAGCCGGGAACGAACAUCGUGUCCAACAGCUGACAAAACAAAUGUUGCUAUGGGAAGAAGAUACAGCGCAUAUGGAAGAACAAAAAGCUUAUAUUAAGGGCUUGCUGUCCAAAUGGUGGAGUAUGGAAGAGUUGGUAGCAAGUUUGCAAACACAGAAUAGUAGGCUUCAAGAAGAAAGAGCUCAAAGUGAAGAAACUAUGGCUAAGCUGAAAGUGCAAUGUAUGGAUUACCAGCAUCAAGUCGACAAUUUCAGUAAAAGCUUCAAUACAGAAAAGGUGUCGACAGACACGGAUAAACUAAAUCAAUCUUUAAAUGAACUAAAGCAAAAAAUCGAGGCAUUGGAGAUUGAGAAGCUGGAGUUGACAGCCGAAAUAGAGACUUUAAAGUUUGCAAUCAAAGGGGGUAGUUCUAUAGAAAGCAGUAGUAAGAUUCAGCAGACCGAAGCCAUUACGGCCGAAUAA